AUGUCCGUUCAAAAAAUGAAGAUCGGCUGUGCCGGCCUCGGCCGUAUGGGCAAGCGUCACGCCCUCAACUUCCUGGAGCGUUGCCCUCGCGCCGAGCUGGUAGCCGCUAGCUCCCCGGACCCCGUCGAGCUCGAAUGGGCCAAGACACACCUGGAGCCCUUCGGGGUGCGCCUGUACCAAAAUUACGACGACAUGUUGAAGCAGGAGGGUCUACAAGCCAUUGUCGUUGCAUCGGCCACUGCAGUACACGCCGAGCAGGCCAUCAAGGCCAUCGAAGCCGACAAGCACGUUCUCUGCGAAAAGCCGCUGUCGACCAGCGUUGACGUCUCCCAAUCCGUCGUCGAUGCCGCCAACAAAAAGCCCCACUUGAAAGUGAUGUGCGGGUUCUCUCGCCGAUUCGACGCCUCUUACCGCGACGCCUUCAAAAAGAUGAGCACCGGCACGAUCGGCACACCCUCCGUCCUCCGCAGCCAAACCUGCGACAAGCUCGACCCCUCGGGCUUCUUCGUCGCCUACGCCGAAUUCUCCGGUGGAAUCUUCGUCGACUGCUCCAUCCACGACAUCGACCUCGCACUCUGGUUCUUCGGCGCCCACAGCAAAGUCAAAUCCGUCUCGGCGGUAGGAAUCACCGCCGUGGAACCGGACCUCCGCAAACACAACGACCGCGACAAUGCAGUUGGACUAGUCGAGUUCCAUGAUGGCAAGAUAGCGUACUUCUACGCGUCGCGCAUGAUGGCGGCUGGACAGGAGGAUACGACGGAGAUUAUUGGAACGAAGGGGAAGCUCGCUGUGAAUGCGCAGCCGCAGAUGAAUUUGGUUAAUAUCUUUGAUGACUCCGGGGUGAGGCGGGAGAUUCCGCAGACUUAUUACGAUCGCUUUGAGUAUGCCUUUGUUACUGAGGCGAAUGAGUUUACGGCGUGUGUGCUUGAGGAUCGGAAGUUGCCGUUGGAUCUGAACGCUGCCGUGCAGGCUGUACGCAUUGGGGCGGCGUUGCAGGAGAGUAUGGUUGGUGGGAAGAAGAUUGUCUUUGAUGAAGAUGGGAACCGCAUAGAGGUGUCGAAGCUUUAA
This is a messenger RNA of Penicillium atrosanguineum, 1068 nucleotides long. Its product is annotated as putative NAD binding Rossmann fold oxidoreductase. Gene Ontology annotation, cellular component: cytoplasm. The coding region runs from base 1 to 1068 and encodes 355 amino acids. Gene Ontology annotation, biological process: NADPH regeneration. The transcript has 2 exons. Gene Ontology annotation, molecular function: nucleotide binding; oxidoreductase activity. Lineage: Eukaryota; Fungi; Ascomycota; Eurotiomycetes; Eurotiales; Aspergillaceae. The record is from RefSeq and is a predicted model, not a curated record.